This is a messenger RNA of Arachis ipaensis, 909 nucleotides long. Lineage: Eukaryota; Viridiplantae; Streptophyta; Magnoliopsida; Fabales; Fabaceae. The record is from RefSeq and is a predicted model, not a curated record.
AUGGUGGAAGGACAGCAGAGGACCCGCGACGGCGGAGGCACAGCCGCAGAACAAGGACCCCCUAUCUGCCGAUCUCUCUCUCCCUCCUACUCGAGCUUCUCUCUUUGGCCCUCCGUGGAUGACGAGGACUCAGACUCCGCGCUCUGGUUCUUACAAAAAGAAUAUGAUAAAGAUGGAAAGAAGAUGAAGAUGGCUGUGAUGGAACUUGUUGAAAAUGAUUAUAGAAUUCGGUGUGCCUUAUUUGGUGAAUAUGUUGAUAAAGUUAAUCGAUUUCUGUCUUCUAGGUAUGCUGAACAGCCAGUUGUGAUUUUACAACUUGCCAAAGUUAAGGAUUUUAGAGGUAGAGUUGGGCUUCAGAAUGUUAUGUUUGCAUCAAAGUUUGGAUUUAAUCUUGACAUUCCAGAGGUGGCAGCUUUUCAGAAAAAGGUAUAUCUUUCUAUUCCACAUGGAGUUAGUGCAUCCCAACCCAUUGGCAUUGUUGGUUCUGGAAAAAAUAUCGAAAUAGAAGAAGACUUUAUGAAGCUCACACCUAGGUGUACUGUGAAGUCGCUUGAUGAUAACAACCGGGCUGGAACUUUUGUUGUACUAGUGAAAAUAGCUGAAAUAGUUGAGGAUGGUCCUUGGUGGUACUUUGUUUGUGUAUGUGGCAGAGGUGUUCAGGCAAAAUCUGAGAUUUACUUUUGUCAAUUUUGCAAUAUCCAUAUUACAAAUGUGACUCCUAGGUUUAGAGUGAAGGUGUUGUUCGAGGAUUCCACUGGUAUUUCUAUUUUUGUCCUCUUUGAUCGUGAGGCAAGUUACCUACUGAAUAAGACUUGUGCUCAGCUGUUUGAACAACAUCUUAAGGAUGUGGAUAGAGUUUUCUUAUCCUUCAGUUUCUACCAAUACAUUUUUUCUGAUGUGUCUGUUUAA